AUGGCGGAAAGAGAUACUCCAAGUAGGAAUACUCGAGGUAGUCCUCAUGCUUAUGAUGGUCCUAGUUUCUCUUUGGGAUUUUCACAACAACAACUUCCAAUUGCAGGAGAAUUUGCUAAAAUUGCUGCUGAGAGAAGAAGCAAGAAGAUUCAUGACCCAUCAAGGAUGCGUCAACUUCCUCCAACUGAAGUUCCAAAACGGAGCAAGCCAAAAGAUGAUGUACCAGAUCCUAAAUUCUAUGUUAGGAGUCAUCCUGAAGAGGCUCCAUCGAUGCAACGGUACACUAAUAUCGAGGUGUUCAAAGAUAUCAAGAGUAAGCUAACUGUUGCACAGUUAGAGAUCUUUUCCAAGACAAUAUUUGGGAAAUUCCUCGGAAUGCAGCACCUGGAGGUUCAAGCACAAAUUUUUAGGUGCUUCAUGGUAAGAGAGCUCAAGGAGAGCACUUCUGAUUGCUUUACAAUUGAUAUAAAUGGUACCGUAUUGAGAUUUAGCAUGAGAGAAUUUGCCCUUAUGAGCGGGCUAAAUUGUGUAGCCGAUGAAGGUGAAUUUACAUACGAUGAGGAAAAAUCGAAUAGGAUUAUGGAUGAUUAUUUUGGUGGAACUAGGAGUAAAGUAAAAAGAUUGGAGUUCAUUGAUUGCUUUAAGAAUAAGUGUUGGGGAGAUAAUGAUGAGGACGCUGUUAAGUUUGCAAUUUUGUUUUUUAUAAAUACAUACAUCUUUUGCGGUGAGCCUAGGAAAAUGAAUAUACCAAGGGUUCAUUUUGAAGUGGUUGAGGAUGGAAGGUAUGUAGAUUAUCCAUGGGGCAAAGAAGCUUUUAACGAGUUGAUUAGAAGCAUCAGCAAGAAGUAUUCUGCCACAACACAGUAUUAUGGGAUCCAUGGGAUGCCACUGGCUAUGCAAGUUUGGCUUUAUGAGUGUUGUUCAAGAGUUCCAUCGUAUCUCGCUAUUAAAUCCGGAAAUUCCAUUCCAAGAAUGUUGAAUUGGAGGUCCAUCGACAGUCAGCCCAAAUAUAAUAUUUUGAUGGAAGGCAUUUUUAGAGACGGCAAACAGUCGAGCUAUACAUUUGCAAAUACAAUCCCCACUAGCAGUGAGUUGGAGAGCCUCCAAUUGCCCGAUGUUGUCUGUCGAGAUACAGUAGACAAAAAUGACUUAGUUGAUGCCAAUGAAGGUACCCAAGUCACAGAUAUGCCAGUGGAUGACUUUGAUGAUUUCAGUACUACUCCCCCCCACCUUUCUAAGGGCAAACAACAACAACGGACGAAUCAGACAGAUUCUCCACCUUCAAAGAGACGCAGACAACUUCAUACAACAGCUUCCACAUCUAAGAAACAACAAAUCCACACCGAACCACAGACAACUGUGAAGAAGAAUCACAAGGAUCAAAAGGUUGCUCAAAAACCUAUUUUACAGAAGUCUGCUUCACCAAAGUUGAAUGAACAAAUGAAUAGACCCCAAAACACCACAGUCCUACGUGAUGUCCCUACUAGUUCCAUGAAAGAGGAAAUGCAAUUGCUAAGGAAAGAUUUUCAAGUUUUCAAGGAAUCAGUCGUUGGUGAGUUCACAAGUGAGUUGUCCAAGCUUCGAACUUUCAUGGAUGACCACUUCAAGAAGCUAUUUGAAGCAAUCAAGGUGAACAAUUCUGCGGACAAGGCUGCAGAUAGUGAGGCGCCGGAGCAUCAAACUGAUGCUGGGCUACAGUUAACGCCUGAAGAAAACUUACGACAUGAUUCUACCAUUCAAACAUCUCCUCCGAAACAUGAUGAUGAGUCAAUUAAGGGUGUUGGACCAAAGUUACAUGAGGAAGUUCCGGAAAUUGUAGUAACCGCCGAUAAUUUAAGAGCAGAUACACGUAAAGCUUCAUCUGAAGAGAUUAAUCGGGCGGACGAAGGAUCUUUCAAUUCAACAGAGGGAAUGGUCGCAGAGAUGCUCAUUGAGUUGCCUCUAGAAACUCGUGUACCAGAAGCAGGUGCGGGAAUACAACCCGGGGACAUCACUGAUCAUUCAAUUUUAGAGACUCCACACAGGUUCGAUGAGAACAUUACUAAGUCACAAUGGUUGAUCCCUGACGAAAUGUUACCAAGCCAAAUAGGUUCGUCAGGAUUAUCUGUGUUUCAUCAAACUGGUCACAAAGGAUUUGUUAUACCAGUAAUGUCUGCUGAUAAAGGAAUACAACAGCCAGUCAUUAAUGCGGAAGUUGUAAUUGCUCAACCAGAUGUUACUCCAACUAGGAUAGUCAAACCUAGUAAAUACUUCAGUUCACCUUACAUGACCAAUUACGGCUCUGCAGAAGCUUCUGUUCAAGACCCCACACCUUCCAUAUUUGAAAAGAAGCAUCCAUUUGUUGAAGAUACAAUUAAUGGCCCGCGAAAUACUUCGCUUAUUCAACAAUACCGGAAUUGGCUUGAACAGGAUCUACUUCUAAGGCAUGAUAAAAAAAAGGGUAAGGAAAGCCGUUACAAAAAGAAUAAGCAAGCUUUGGAUCCAGAUGACAUCAAUUUUGGCUUCAAUUUUGGUGUGUUACAUGUUGACGACAAAAACUGGUUCUAUCUCUUAUCGAUGAAUGGACAGUCUUGGAAUGAUGAGCAUAUUGAUGUCAUUUUUUACUACUUGCGGAAGAAAGGCAAGUACGACAAGGAUAACAGAUUCAAAUUCACAACUGUUGAUUGUAUGUUCUUCUCCAAAAUUGAUGAAAUUCAUCGUGCAUAUGCUAAUCCGGAGGGGAACAGUAGUGUUGCCAGUUCGGAGAACGAAAUAUGCGAGUACAUUAACGGGCAUAGGAUGCUGGCUAAUGUGCCAUGGCAUACAGUUGAUUGUGUUCUCAUCCCUGUCAACAUCAAAGAGGAAAAUCACUGGAUCUUGAUUAUAGUGCCAUUCACUGACAGGCGUCUGUACAUCUACAACUCAUACCGAGCUGCUGGUCAUGAUGCUGUUGUUAGAAGAGAAAUACACAAGAUAGCUACCCUAUUGCCACAUCAUCUACAUUUGUCUCGAUUUUAUGAGAAAAAAAAAGGCAUCGAUUGGAUUAACCACCCAUCAUACAAGGGCAAACAACAGACUGAUGACUUUCAUGUCAUGUAUGUGAACGACCUGCCACAACAAGCCUCUGGCAGCAUGGAUUGUGGUGUGUAUGUUGCCGCAUUUGCUGAAUACUUUUGUUCUGGACGAGGCGUUCCAUCUGAAAUUGAUGCAGAAACCUACGUAAUAGAUACGGGGCAUUACUAUGGGAAUACGGAUGGCAAAAGGAUGAUUUGA
This is a messenger RNA of Lycium barbarum (goji berry), 3252 nucleotides long. RefSeq lists its product as uncharacterized. The record is from RefSeq and is a predicted model, not a curated record. Lineage: Eukaryota; Viridiplantae; Streptophyta; Magnoliopsida; Solanales; Solanaceae. Gene Ontology annotation, molecular function: cysteine-type peptidase activity. Bases 1 to 3252 code for a protein of 1083 amino acids. Gene Ontology annotation, biological process: proteolysis. The transcript is spliced from 11 exons.